GGUUUUAUGAACCAUAUAGCAUUAAACUAGAUGUGACUUCUGAAAUAUGUUUACGGGAUAUAGAUCUUUUUUCCCCAUAUUUUCAACGAAAAUAUACCAAUUACCAAAGUUACCAGAAUUUAAUUGAUAGAGUGUUGGAUAAUUGGCAACGUAGAUACUAUGGUGAAAAUUUCGAAAAACUGGUGAAAAUUAAACGAAGAUAUGAUCCUGAUUAUGUAUUUCAUUGGAAUCAAAGUAUACCUACUAAUACUGAAAUUUCAUGUUAUUAA
Molecule: messenger RNA, 269 nt
Organism: Racocetra persica
Lineage: Eukaryota; Fungi; Glomeromycota; Glomeromycetes; Diversisporales; Gigasporaceae
Source: the annotation of a GenBank genome assembly